Molecule: messenger RNA, 1758 nt
Organism: Manihot esculenta (cassava)
Lineage: Eukaryota; Viridiplantae; Streptophyta; Magnoliopsida; Malpighiales; Euphorbiaceae
Product: 3-ketoacyl-CoA synthase 12
Exons: 1
Coding region: 221-1612 (463 amino acids)
Biological process (GO): fatty acid biosynthetic process
Cellular component (GO): membrane
Molecular function (GO): acyltransferase activity, transferring groups other than amino-acyl groups
Source: RefSeq, a predicted model, not a curated record
AUGGAGUUGAAUGUCAUAAAGACUGACAUGAAAGUUACACACAAAUCAGUAGGUGGGGGGUUGAGCCAUGGAAAUAUUUCUCAAACAAAUGAUCCCAUUUCCAGCUCACACACUCAACCCCCUUCUCCUUUUAUAAGUCUUUCAAAUUUCAUUCGAUGAUUCUCACAGUUUCCCCUUUCUUCUUCUAUCUUCCUCUUGCUGUUCUUUCUUCAAUUCUCUAAUGGAUGUUCUUAUUCUUGUGUAUGCAUUCUUGAUCUUGUAUCCACUCUUCUUACUAUGGUGGUGGGCCGAUUCAAAAAGAGAUCAAGAAUGCUAUUUACUAGACUAUGAGUGCUAUAAACCAACUGAUGAUAGGAAGCUUGACACUGAGUUUUGUGGCGAGUUGAUUACGAGGAGUGGGCUUCUUGGUCUCAAUGAGUACAAGUUUCUCUUGAAAGCAAUUGUAAGCUCCGGCGUUGGAGAAGAAACCUAUGCUCCGAGGAUGGUUUUCGCCCGCCGGGAAGAAAACCCUGCUUAUGAAGAUGGGAUCUUGGAGAUGGAGGAGUUCUUUAAAGAUAGUAUUGGAAAAGUCUUGGCCAGAUCAGGCGUUUCUCCUCAAGAAAUCGAUGUUCUUGUGGUUAAUGUCUCAAUGCUUUCUGUGGUUCCUUCCUUGGCAGCUAGGAUCAUGAAUCACUACAAAAUGAGGGAAGAUAUUAAGGUUUAUAAUCUCACUGGGAUGGGCUGCAGCGCCAGCCUUAUAUCUAUCAACAUUGCUCAGAACAUUUUCAAGACUCGCAAGAACUCGUACGCACUCGUCGUCACCUCAGAGUGUUUGAGCCUGAAUUGGUACUCUGGGAAUGAUAAAUCGAUGAUUCUCGCAAAUUGCUUGUUUCGUUCAGGUGGGUGUGCGAUCCUUCUGACAAACAAAAGAGCAUUGAAGAAGCGAGCCAUGUUCAAGCUGAAGUGUCUGGUUCGGACACACCAUGGGGCUAGAGAUGAGUCUUAUGAAUGUUGCAUACAAAAAGAAGACGACCAUGGCCGCCUAGGUUUUUACCUAGGAAAGAAUCUCCCAAAGGCAGCUACAAGAGCUUUAGUCGACAACCUUCGAGAAAUAUCUCCUAGGAUUUUACCCAUAAGAGAAUUACUCAGAUUUAUAGUAGUUUCCUUCAUUAAAAAAUGGAAACAAGGUUCCAGCAAAGUUGGAGGAGGGACAAAUACUAAAGCAAUGAUCAACUUCAAGACUGGAGUUGAUCAUUUCUGCAUCCACACUGGUGGGAAAGCUGUAAUAGAUGGCAUAGGAUCAAACCUUGAUCUGUCUGAGUAUGAUUUGGAACCAGCAAGAAUGACUCUACACAGAUUUGGCAACACAUCAGCAAGCAGCCUUUGGUAUGUCUUGGGCUACAUGGAAGCCAAGAAGAGGCUAAAAAAAGGAGACAGAAUCUUGAUGGUAAGCUUUGGUGCAGGGUUCAAAUGCAACAGCUGCUUGUGGGAAGUGAUGAGAGAUUUGGGAGAUGGCAAUGUGUGGAGAGAUUGUGUUGAUAAGUAUCCACCAAAAACAUUAGCAAAUCCUUUCAUGGAGAAAUAUGGAUGGAUCAAUGAUGAAGAUCCAAACACCUUUGUUGUUCCUCGCUGAUGAAACAGCUCAUAUUCAUUUUUAAUCAUCAAAACAGGUAUCUUAAUUCCUUUGUUGUUAGAUAAUCUUUAUUUUUAUUUUUAUUGUUGUUGUAAUCCAAUAAGGAAUGCAGAUUUCAACAUGAUUACAAGAGGAUUUUUUUAUCA